Cyclopterus lumpus (lumpfish) is the source of this 3591-nucleotide messenger RNA. RefSeq lists its product as uncharacterized. The record is from RefSeq and is a predicted model, not a curated record. NCBI's taxonomy places the organism in Eukaryota, Metazoa, Chordata, Actinopteri, Perciformes, Cyclopteridae. The transcript is spliced from 24 exons. The coding region runs from base 1 to 3591 and encodes 1196 amino acids.
AUGAAGGAUUUGCCCCUGUCCCUGCUGAGUCGGGGGUGUGGUCGAUUUGUCUCGUCCAAAGGGAACACGGGGGGACAUGAUGGACGGCUGGACGUCUGCUUCACGCCGCAGGAUUAUUACAUCUGGAAGUCCCAGGACUCUCUGCUGCGUUUGUCCAACAGCGGCCGUCUGCUUGUGGAGGCCGAGUCGGCCCUUCCAAAGACCUACAGCACCCGCAGGGGGCCCCUCCUGCUGUACUCCCAGGACUUGGUUUCUAUGGAAACCAGUUGUCGCUCAGAGAUCAGAGACAGGAAGCAGAGGGUUGUUCGGCAGUACCCUCGACAAGUGGGACAGCAGCUGAGUACCGUCAAGGAGUUAUCAGCGGCCAUUUUGAGCUACAGCAACACUCAGUUCCCCACCUCCAGACUCAGCGCACUCUUUUUCCCUCCUCUUCAUCCCCCUCUUGCUCCAGACCUCCAUCGUCUCAAUCCUCCCCGUCCAGAGCAGCUCGCACAUUUGAACCCCCAGUGGCUUCCUGCAGAGAGAAGCAAUGCACAACUGGAGAAUCAACCGGCAGAUAAAGAGGAGGAGCAGGACAGCAGGAAGAGGGUCAGGCUGGAUCUGUUCCUCCAGAUACCCAGCACCUCCAGGACUCCAACUCCACAGAUGGAGCCUCAGCCCUGGAUACACUAUGUAGCAGUGACCCCUGAAAAACAAGAAGGACCUCAGACCUGCGUAGACAUUGGUCUGCAGCACACGGAAAUAAGUAUGGGAGGAGAGCUCCAUCAUCCGGGCAUGAACGAGGACCGAGACGUGGCAGAUGAUCAAGGCUGUUGCCUUCAAGACACCGGGAUGACGACCAGUGAUGAAGGCAACUAUGAAAGAUCGACAAGUGGGAACAGACGCGGGAGGACAGGCCUCCUUCCUCCUCUGACAGUGAGAUAUCCAAACUGUGAUGCCCCCUGUUGGGAGAAGACAGACAGGCUGAGAUGGGAGGGUCCCGGCAGUGAUGAACACCAUGCCAGGUGCCUACCUCCCAUAGCAGAGGGUCACACGGUUCCCCCAAGCUGGGGAAUCCAGGCCCAACAGGAAGCCCGACCAAAGGCAGAAAGAGUUGGGUUUCAAUCCCAAGAAAAUCUGAAUCGACUCCGCCAGCAGCCUCGGUUUCUUCCUCUGCUGUUUCCAGGGAAGGAGGAAGAGAUAAGUGGACAGCAAAGAAGAGGAGGGGGGAAAACAGAGAGACAAUGCCAUGAAAAAGAGACGGUAGGGCAGGGGUGUGAAGGAGGAGGAGGAGGAGGAGCACUGCCCUCUAUGAUUCUGCUGGAGCCAGGAGAAGAGCCUCCUCCUCCAGGAGGAGCGUUGGGUUGGGUUGCGGGACGGAAAGGCCCGGGCAAACAGAGCUCUUUCGCCUUCUUACAGAACCUCCAGGAUCCCCGUGGGCCCAGCGACGCUAACAGAGGCGCGGUUAGAGGCGUCCUGCCUCUGGAGCUGAGAGAUUUGCAGAACGGUGAAUCCGUGGGCAGCCUGAUCUUGGGUCCCGACGGGGAGAUUAUUCAACUGUCGCUGUACGACAGCCCGGGCCCACCCCACGCUGAUGGGGGCACACGGGACCGAGCUCUCCAGGUUUUGUCUGCAGAUGGAGAGAAGUUACCCUGGGUCAUCGUGCUGCAGCCUGAACACACACACGCAGAGGGAGAGGUGGAGCUGCCCUCAGACGUCCCCGUGGGUGUCAUCCAGCACCGUCGGUCCGUACACGAGCUCUUAGAUCUUCCCAGACCGAAAGAGACUGAUGCAUGCUCAGCCAGCAGCUCCACAGGCCCAGCGGCUGUGACCGAGGACAAAGCGAAGGGUGCAGGAGCAGUGUCCAAAAAGUGGGUGAAGGGUGCUAAGAACCUUACACGGAUGCCUCCUCUGAGGGAGCGGGUAGGGAGCGAGGAGCAAAGAGGAGGCAGCACUGAGGAAGAGGAGGACGAAGGGGAAGAGCCGAGCAGCACGGGACAGAGAGGUCACGACGAGACUCCUCGCGUCACAACUGGUUUCAAAGACCUCGACUCAAGCCAGCAGGACUUCAGCCCUAAUGGAGCCCCGGCAGAGGGCGCCGAGGACAAAGGGAGGAAGGACACGAAAAGGAAGGACGUCGAGGAAGCUGCGACAUCCACGGGGAAAAGGGAGAUGAGAACGGGGAGAAGUGCGGCACCAGACGGACGGAAGGCAUCGAGGACGAAGGGGGAAGGAAGGCGGCCGAAGGCAGGAAGUGGAACUCAACCAGUCGGGAGACGGGAAGCGGAGCGGCGGCCCGACAGGGAGGCAGCAAACCCUCCUGUGGUGAGCCUGAUGUUUGUUAUUCAUAAAAGAACGAAAGAGCGUGAAGGAGAAAAAGGACGAGUGAAGACGAAGGAGGAGAGAGACGAGCGAAGAGGAGCGGGGGGGGCGAAGGAGGAGGAGCCUGCAGGGACCAAGAAGAGGAGGAGAGGAAGACCGACGCCCGAGGAGUUAGCUGUUGGUUCCCCAGAGGACCCCCUAAAGAAAGAGGAGGUGGACAUCAGCCAGGAGGGCUCUGACAUGAGGACCACCAAAAGGCCGUCUGCAACACAAAGUCACCGUGGCGAUGCAAAAACUCCUUCAGACGACGACCCCGAGCGUCUUUCCAAACACAGCAGCGUCCAAUCGGUGAGCUCGCUCAGGUCCGCAGCCGGCCUCCACCAGAGGGGCUCCAGGAGGUCCACCGCCUCUUCCUGUGAGGGGGGGGCGGCGCCUGCCAGCGCCCCGGGUGUCGCUUCAUCGCGUGGACGCCUGUCAUCAUGCUCCACUGUCAUGGUGACGGAGGAACAGCUGACGCUGAACCCAGUGAAGCCAGAGUUCAACAGGCCCAGGAGGACUCGGGAGGAGGAAGAGGAGGCUGCUGCCGCUCUGCGUCUGGCCGAGCGAGCAGAGAGGAGGAGGCAGGAGGUGGAGAGGAAGAGGAGGGAGCGGGAGGAAGAGGAGAGGAAGCGGCAGCAGAGGGAGCAGACGGAGGAGAAGAUGAAGAGCGAGCUGGAAGAGGAGAGGAGGAAGAGGGCCGAGGAUCUCAGGAUGAAGAAACUGGCGGAGGAGCAGGAGUGGAGGAGACGCGAGGAAGAGGAGCAGGAGAGAGGAAGACGGGAACAGGCGCUAAGGGAAAAAGAGAGGAGGAGGCAGGAGGAGAGGAGGCGGCAGACGGAGCGCCUCCAGAAGAUGAGAGAGGAGGACGAACAGAGGAGGGAAGCUGAGCUAGAGCGCCUGCGCCUGGAAGAAGAGAGGAGGGAGGAGGAGGAGAGGGAGAAGCUGCAGGAGAUGGACGAGGGCGAGAGGAUAGAGUACCUCUGUCGGAAGGAGCUGGAGGAGGAGAAGAGGAGGAACGAAGAAGAGGAGCGCAAGAGGAGGGAAGAGGAGGCCGCGGAGGAGGCCAGGCUGCAGACGGAGCUGCUUGACAGGCAGGUGGCGCUGUUGCAGCAGCAAUUGGCCUUUAAAAGGGGUCUCGUGUCAGAGGCUGGAGGUCUGGAGAAAGCUCAGGGCAUCUCCAGACCGUGGAUCUACUCUUAUUUCACUCUGUUACAGCUACUGGGUCUGAAUCCAACGAAGGGGUUGACCUGA